UGGGUGACCUAUCAGAACUCUUCUCUCUCUCUCUCUCUCUCUCUGUACAAAUUCUCAAAAGGUUCAAAAAAAAAAAAACUCCUGUUAUUGUGCUUCUCUACCAUCAUCAUAUAUUCCAAUAUUUCCACCACCACCUUUAACUCCACUCAAUUACAUAACCGUUGACCAAAACUCCGAACCAACCUCCUUCACUCAUUCCUUCAUUCUUAUUAGUCUCUGCUCAUCAUUUCUCUACGUACCACCAGCACGACGGCUUGCCGGAAUAUCUUGGAAUUUCCGGCAAUAUGGAACACAGAGAAAUGGGGUCUCAAGGAAAUGAAAACCCCACCAUUUGGAUGUUUGAUGAAUAUAAUCUUAUGGAGGACAUUUCUGUCACUUCUCUCCUUGACCCUACAGGAGUUUUUGCUUCUACUACUUGGCCUUCUCCUCCUCAUCUUUCUUUCUCCAACCCCACUUCUCUCAGUAUGGAGCAGAUUGAUGACUCAUUUCCAAAUUCAGAUGGUCCCAAGGAAAUUAGCUCUCGAAAAAGGGUGAGGUCUGGAUCAUGCUCUACAUCUGGUUCCAAAGCAUGCAGGGAGAAAAUGAGGAGGGAUAGAUUAAAUGACAGGUUCAUGGAACUGGGUUCUAUCCUGGACCCUGGAAGACCUCCUAAAAUGGACAAGGCUGUUAUAUUGGGUGAUGCUGUGAGAAUGUUGACUCAAUUAAGAGAUGAAGCCAAGAAGUUGAAAGAGUCAAAAAUGGAUCUGCAGGAGAAGAUUAAUGAGUUGAAGGCAGAAAAGAAUGAGCUUCGUGAUGAGAAGCAAAGGCUAAAGGUAGAGAAAGAGAACCUUGAGAAGAAUGUAAAAGCUAUGAGUACUCAACCAGGAUUUUUGCCUCAUCCUCCUGCAAUCCCAGCUCCACUUUCUGCCCCAGGCCAAGUUGUUGGCAGCAAGUUGGUGCCAUUUAUGGGGUACCCUGGAGUUUCCAUGUGGCAGUUCAUGCCACCGGCUUCUGUUGAUACCUCACAAGACCAUGUUCUCCGUCCCCCAGUUGCAUAAGACAGCAGGCUUCAUUUUUUGCUCUGCAAUCCUUGUGCAUUAGGAAGCCCUUGUUCCUAAUGUUUCUUUAGUAUUUAUAUUUUGAUGAAGGUUGCAUUUUUAAGACUGGAUUAGGCGGAUGAUAAAUGUGAUUUGGGAAGUUGGAAAUGCCAUUGAAUGUUUAGGGAUAAAUUGUAAGUUUAUCAGCCAAUUUUGGAAUCUAAUUACCAAAUUUAACAUGUCAAGCAUGUGUUUUGCUAAUUGUGCGAUCAAUGAGAAUGUUAGUUUGAUUGA
Molecule: messenger RNA, 1310 nt
Organism: Quercus robur (English oak)
Lineage: Eukaryota; Viridiplantae; Streptophyta; Magnoliopsida; Fagales; Fagaceae
Product: transcription factor ILR3-like
Exons: 5
Coding region: 285-1037 (250 amino acids)
Biological process (GO): regulation of DNA-templated transcription; intracellular iron ion homeostasis
Molecular function (GO): DNA-binding transcription factor activity; protein dimerization activity
Source: RefSeq, a predicted model, not a curated record